AUGGCCACUCCGGCAUCUGCCCCGGUCGACAUCUCGACCAUCGAAGCCGCCAAGGAGAACAUCCUCCCCCUCGCGUCCGGUCGAUCCGCGUCCCAGCUCGCGUCGCUUUCCUCCUCCACUCGAUCAGGUCUCGGUUCCAAACUCGCCCAAGAACACCACAAAUUCGAUGCCCAGAUCGCCGCGAUCGAUUACUAUGAAAACACGGGCGAAUGGCCACCACCCCCUCCUUCCUCCUCCUCUCCCACCUCGUCAGUCAACUCGACACCGCCAAUCGACUCGUUAAAGUUGAGCUUGGAGGAAGUCGAACGCAUGGCCGAAGACCCUCUGGACGUGCACCACCAAUACGCCCGUUUCGUCAUCUCCAACUACCCCGCCGGAGCGAGCGCAGCGAACAAACUCGUACCGCUGCUUGAAAAAUCAACGCGUCGGUUCCUCCAAGACGAGAGGUACCGCAACGAUCCGAGGUAUUUGAGGUUGUGGAAUUUGUACGCCAAGCAUAUCGAUUGUCCGGAGGAUUGUUACAAGUUCUUGUUCGCAAAAGGCGUCGGGGAGAGGUUGGCGAUGUUGUAUGAAGAGUAUGCGGCUGUUUUGGAGCAGGCGGGAAGGUGAGCGACGCGUAUGUCGGUCUCAACGCAGAGACGAGCGAGCAGGGCGCGCUGACCGAGCCUUUUCACUUUCACAGACGGACCCAAGCCGACCAAGUCUACUCGCUCGGCAUCAAUCGCUCCGCAGCACCCUUGGACCGACUCAAGAAACGCUACACCGAAUUCACAGCGCGGAUGCUCAUCGCACCCCCUGUGGCAUCCCCACCCCGAGCCAAUCCAUCCACCUCCACCGAUCCUACCAUCAACCCUCAUGCAAGACCUGCUCUUUCGGGUCGAGGGUUCACAGCAGGAGCGAAAGAGAACCAGUCCGCUUCGUCCACAAACGGCGCUUCCGCAUUCGCCAUCUUCAGGGAUACGACUCCUUCGUCAUCUACAUUGGAAAACCCCGGUGGAAGUGAAUGGAAGGAUCUCGGGACGGUGGCAAGUCGGAAGAGGGAAAAUGAGAUGGAAGCCAAGGGUUGGAAGGGGGAGACGAUGCCGAUGGGGUUGGAGAAGGCGCAGACGGUGGCGCCGAUGAAGUUGACUGUUUUCAGGGAUGCGGUGAGUGGUUGCGAUUUUUGACGACAUCGUGGGGCGGUGACUGACUCGUCGCAACCUCGUGACCGUAUUUUUUAGGACGCUCCCGCAACUUUGACUUCACACUUGCACGACCCAACGAUCGACGUCUUUGGUCGCUCUAUGCGAGGCCCAAGCGAAGCCGAACAAUUGCGCAAGAACCCGUUCAAGAACUACUCCUCCGCCGACUCGCACCUGUCGACCAUUGAUCCCCUCGAUGGACUCGUCGUCAUCGCUCCUCCUAAACCUAAAGUCAAGGCUUCCUCCAUCUCUGGUGGCUCGGGAACGAGUUCGACCAAAGUCGCUGCUUCCUCCACCGCUUCGGCUCCGAAUACGAGUGCUGUGCCGUCCUCGAGCAAGUCGACCAAAGGAAAGAAGGAACCCGCUCCCAAACCAACGAGUGAAAAAGUUGCUUGUGACUUGCGGGCCAUUUACCCCGAUUCUAAAUCCGAGUUCAGUUUCGAGGAGUUGAUGAUGAAGAAGAGGGGUGGAAAGGUCAUGAGUUGGAUAGGUUGGGAGUGGACGGAGGCUUGGAGUGAGGAGAUGAUGAGGAGGGGGAAUAAGUCAUUUGAGAGGGAUCUGGGGACGGGAUAUCCGAGGUUGUAUGAUCUCAAGACGCAGGGUACGUAGAUCACGGUCGUUCACUGGUCGAUUUUUGCAGAGCUGACGUGAGAUAGUGAGACCGAACAGCUCCUCUGUACGACUUCCUCCCUCGACCCGUUGAAGCGACCGUCGUCAGCCCCGUUCAAUCGCCUGCGCGCCUCCCUUCGAGUGAUAGCACGCUGCAACUCUCGACCAUCACCCUCGCCGAUGUACCUUCGACGCAAAGCGAACCCGUACGACUCGUCUCGUCCAUUUCGCUCUCCCCUCCCGUCUCUCGACAGGUCGUCACCUCUUCACCGAUCUCUGUACCUCUGCGAGACUCGUCCUCGACGCCUGAUCGAUCAGACUCUUCUUCACCCGUCGAUACGAGGCGUCAACCUUCACCUACCAUCAACACGCGUGAAGCCCAAGCGAUGAUCGAUGGCCUUUUCGCGAAAACCCUCAACUUCAAUGACCGAGCCCAACCUCGUACGAACGAAGGUUCCGACUCGGGUUCGGAUUCCGAACCUUCUACCGAAGACUCGGACGUCGAGAAUGACCGCGCCGCUUGGGCCGAUCUCCCCGUUUCUCAACUCGACCUCGCCAUGUCCCAAUUCACUUCUCAAGGAGCGACCUCGCAAUCGUCCACGGCGAGCGAAAUGGACGCACCUUUCGUACCUUUCUCGCAAACGGCUAGUCAGAUGCAGGAUAGCUUGUUUGGGCCGAGUCAGUUCUCUCAAUUGGAGGAAUUGAGAGAGGAGUCAGAGUCGAGUGAACGAGGAACUUCGUUGGGUUUGAUGGGGUAUGGUGCAGGGGAUGAGAACGAAGGGAUCGUGGUGGCCAAACCGAGGCCGAUGCAAUUGUUCCGAGAUGCUUUACCGACCCAUCAAGCAGGAUUGAACGAUCGACCUAUUCCUACUCCUAUGACUCUCAAACCUUCUCGAGCACCUUUCGGAGAAAAGUCGGCGUUGACGUUUGCGAUUCAUAAGGACGAACAACCUCAAGGCGUUUUCGCGGCGCACGAUAAUGGAGCUAUCCCUUCUUCCCAACCGGACGAAAGGGUCGAUGAAUCAUUUGAGGAGUUCGAAGCCCCUCUUGCACAUGGUUUCGAUACGGACGACGAAGGAAAGAUUGGUUCCGAUCGUAUCGGAGUUUCGUUGGGUCGUCGACCUGCUGGUGUACCCAAUCGUUAUGCACCCUUCAUUCACGCGAUGACGCCGAUCACGGAACGCACGGGCGAGUACACGGCUUUCAGUUCGUUGUCGACGAGUCAAAGGUCGAGGAGGGAUUCGGCGUUCCCUGCUACGGUUGAAGAGGACGAGGAUGAGACCGAUUCGGAACCUAGUACUGAGGAUGACGAGGAAGAAGAGGAGGAAGGUGAAGUGGCGAACCAGGCUUUCGACGGGUUCUUGGGUGGUGUGGCACAGCGUGAGGAGGAGGAUGACUCGACUUCGAAUAGCAGUCGAACGAGUUCGUCGGUGGACGAGGAAGAGCAACUGGCGCCUUCGAGACAGGUGUCGAUCGCUCCUUCACUCUUUGAGGUUCCUGUCGAGGCACCGCAGCCGCAGGAGUGGCGUCGACCGUCGUUGGUUGGGAAGGAAACGGAUCUACCCAAGACGAGCAGUGGUCGCCCCUCGACGGAAAACUCGUACGAUGCGUCGGUCAAUACUUCGCUACCUGAGGGAUUGACCAUCACGGGCAAUCAGACUGGCAUGACGUCUGGGAUGGUUGUUGAUCCGACGACUCGCUCGUCCCUCGUCUCGACCUCAUCACUCGAUCCGAUUGACCCCUGGUCCGACGCCGCGAUCGCCCAAGCCGUUGCCGCAGCUGACCCUCCCAUCCUCUCGCACCCCAACGUCCGUGAUCGAACAACGCUCUCGAUCAACAACCUCCCGCAACUCCAAAAAGCGGCCAAGAAGCGCGAAGGGAAGAACAAAUCCAAAGACCGUACCGGCACUUUCGACGAAGUAUGGGAAUUCCGUCUCGACGACCAAACCUACCCCGUCCGAGCCAAACUAGGUGAAGGCGCUUUUGGGUCCGUCUUUCGAGCUGCGAUGCCCACCGCUUCAGAUGAUGAUCCGGACGCUUCGUUCGAUUACGAUGCGGAGGAGACGACUGUGGCGGUCAAGAUUGAACGGCCGACGAAUUUGUGGGAGUUCCAUAUUCUCGAUCGAUUACAUUCGCGUUUGGACGAAAGGGUCAGGAGGAGUGUCGUCGCUGCGAGUCGAUUGGACGCUUAUGCCGAUGAAUCGUACCUCUUCCUCCACGUGUGCACGCAAGGCUCCUUGCUCGAUGCAGUCAACAACGCCAAUGAAUUGGGCAUCGCACCCGCGACAGGAGGUGCCGCACAAGGAGUGGACGAGAUCCUAGCCAUGUUCUUCGUCGUCGAAUUGCUGCGCACACUCGAAGGCUUCCAUCGAGCAGGUUUCGUGCAUGGUGAUCUCAAGAUCGACAACUGUCUCGUUCGCCUCGAAGACGUUCCCAACCCCGCUCGCAACUGGUCCUCGCGCUACGACCGAACAGGUGCAGGAGCAUGGGACGCCAAAGGUCUCAAAUUGAUCGAUUUCGGACGCACGCUCGACCUUUCCACCUACCCCGAGACACAGACGUUCAUAUGUUCUUUCCAAGCCGAUCAAGGGGAUUGUUUGGAGAUGAGGGAACGAGAGGCAUGGACGUUCGAACCGGAUUAUUUCGGAGCGGCGGGUAUCGCUUUCACUUUGUUGUUCGGCAAACCGAUCGAAACGCGUUUGGUCGGCGAGGAGGGUACGAAACGACAAGUCAUUGAACAACCUUUUAGGAGGUAUCACCAAGCCGACUUGUGGACGCAGAUGUUUGAGGCGUUGUUGAACCCUCGUUCGGUGAAAGGGAUGGAGGGCAAGUUACCUAUCACGGAAGAGGUGGGCAGGGUUAGGGGACUGAUGGAGGAUUGGUUGGAGGUGAAUUCGGAGAAGAAUGGCAAGAGCUUGAAGAAGAUGAUCAAGGAUAUGUGAGCACUGCCGGUCAAGCUUGAUCGGGUCUGAUUGCUUGUCGGGGCACUGACUGGGCUUGCCUUCUUGCGUCUGCUUUUUCUUCUCACCAGAAUGAAAGCCUCGCUUCAAUGA
Microbotryum saponariae is the source of this 4843-nucleotide messenger RNA. NCBI's taxonomy places the organism in Eukaryota, Fungi, Basidiomycota, Microbotryomycetes, Microbotryales, Microbotryaceae. The record is from the annotation of a GenBank genome assembly.